Messenger RNA from Chanos chanos (milkfish), 1002 nucleotides. It is a transcript of the gene rtbdn, whose product is annotated as retbindin. Gene Ontology annotation, molecular function: riboflavin transmembrane transporter activity; signaling receptor activity; riboflavin binding. Lineage: Eukaryota; Metazoa; Chordata; Actinopteri; Gonorynchiformes; Chanidae. Gene Ontology annotation, cellular component: external side of plasma membrane. The record is from RefSeq and is a predicted model, not a curated record. The transcript has 7 exons. The coding region runs from base 1 to 1002 and encodes 333 amino acids.
AUGCACAGCACACCAUCUCACCACCAGACCACAGGACUGCCCGUACACAACCAGAAUCAGUACCGGAUCCAGCUCCUGGGGGAGAUCAGAACUGACAGCGACCCCGGGGAGAGAGCCUUGCAAAGCCUCAACACAGCGAGGGACGAGAAACUCUCCGAAAAACAGGUUCCUAUAAUGGGCGGUCCAAAAGAGUUAGCCGUUUUUGCCUGUUUUGCCAGUACUCUUUUUGCGUCGGUUCGGUGUCAAGAAGGGACGUGUCUGCAAGAUGGACGACACAAAGCCACGCCUAGCCCAGAACCAUAUUUGAAAGAGUGCUCACUUUACAUGGAAAAUGCCUGCUGUUCGGAGGCUGAUGUUUUGGAUCUUGCGGCAUCCGCUCCCUUGGUGGAAAAUAUGCCUUGGGACAAAUGUGGGGCCCUCAGUCCAGUUUGUGAGGCCUUUCUGAAACGGGUAGUCUGUUUCUACCGCUGCUCACCUGAUGCAGCCCGCUGGCCACACCCCCACCGGGGCUCCUCCCUCAAGGCGGUGCCUUUGUGUCACAGCCUCUGCAGAGACUGGUUUGAGGCAUGUAAGUUGGAUAUGACAUGUGCACGUGACUGGGCCACCGACCCGAGUGGUCAGAACUGCACUGGAAGCUGUGUACAAUAUCAACAGAUGUACCAACACGGUCGUGAUCUGUGUGAAAGCGUUUGGGGCGACGCCUUUGUGACGGUGGACGACGAGGCUGAGGAGGAGGACCCCGAGGGUCGAUCCUGCGGCUGUUUGACCCUCAGCGCGUCCGACCGGGACGUGAUGGCAGCCCUUAGAGCUCAGGAAGAAUUUCCGGAGGAGCUCGACACAACCAAGACCAGUCUGCCCCAGUACCGCGCACCCUGCCACUCCCCACCUCAGCCCAGCAGCGCCUCGGCGCCCCGACAGGCACGGAGGAGCAACAGCAACAGCAUCCUACGCAAACGCUCAGUGCUUGUGACCGACACAGAGGGCAGUGGGAGUGGCUUCUAG